GCUGCCGCCUCUCCCCGCAGGCUCUCGCUGUACGAUGCCGCUUGUCAGGCCGCCCAGGAGAUCGCGGAGAAAAUCCAGGAGCGGAACCGGUACCAGAGGAACGGGGAGAGUUCAGCCAAGCUCAAUGUGAUUAUCAGGUCGUUGCUGCAGAAUUUCAGAGAGAAGAUCGAUCAGCUGAAGGACUUACUGCUUCGGGCUGUAUCAACACACCAAAUCACGCAGCUGGAGGGAGACAGGAGGCAGAAUUUGGUGGACGACCUUCUCACGCGACAGAAGCAGCUUCAGGCGUCUUACAAGAAUGAAGGCACAGAACCAGACGUGAUAAGGUCUAGCCUAAUGACGGGAGGGAUCAAACGAGGUGUAACCAACCCGUGGCUCUUGGAAGAAUCUGAGGAAACCAGAGGGCUUGGCUUUGACGAUCUCAGGCAGCAGCAGCGGAGGAUCAUAGAAGAGCAAGAUGCUGGACUCGAUGCUCUUUCUUCAAUCAUAUCCCGGCAAAAGCAAAUGGGGCAGGAAAUUGGGAAUGAGCUGGAUGAACAGAAUG
Messenger RNA from Pterocles gutturalis (yellow-throated sandgrouse), 544 nucleotides. RefSeq names its product syntaxin 8 (gene STX8). The transcript has 5 exons. Lineage: Eukaryota; Metazoa; Chordata; Aves; Pterocliformes; Pteroclidae. Gene Ontology annotation, cellular component: SNARE complex; endomembrane system. The record is from RefSeq and is a predicted model, not a curated record. Gene Ontology annotation, biological process: intracellular protein transport; vesicle fusion. The annotation marks the transcript as partial. Gene Ontology annotation, molecular function: SNARE binding; SNAP receptor activity.